This is a messenger RNA of Oryzias melastigma (Indian medaka), 478 nucleotides long. RefSeq names its product gamma-tubulin complex component 6. Gene Ontology annotation, cellular component: spindle pole; gamma-tubulin complex; centrosome. The transcript is spliced from 2 exons. Gene Ontology annotation, molecular function: microtubule minus-end binding; gamma-tubulin binding. The annotation marks the transcript as partial. Gene Ontology annotation, biological process: cytoplasmic microtubule organization; spindle assembly; mitotic cell cycle. The record is from RefSeq and is a predicted model, not a curated record. NCBI's taxonomy places the organism in Eukaryota, Metazoa, Chordata, Actinopteri, Beloniformes, Adrianichthyidae.
CGUGUCUUUGGUGAAUAAAGCCGUGGUGGACUACUUCUUUGUGGAAAUAGGUGUGGAAAAGCACUUUGAGGUUCUGCGCCACUUCUUGCUGAUGGAAGAUGGCGAGUUUGCACAGUCGCUCAGCGAUCUGCUCUUUGAAAAGAUGGUCAGUGGUCAGACACCUGGCGAGCUGCUCACCCCUCUGGUCCUCAACUCCAUCCUCAGUAAGGCGCUGCAGUACAGCUUACACGGGGACACGCCUUUAGCCGCAAACUUUACGUUUGCCCUCCGCUUCCUUCCGGAGACCUUUCACCCCCACGCGCCCGACUCUCUGAACUGUCUGGAGCUGCGCUACAAGGUGAGGCUGAUGGGAAAAAAAAACACACAUGCUCAUCUUAUUUUGGGAUUUAGAAAAGAAUGCAGUCAAAACAGUUUUGAGGAUGCCAUUGUUUCUAAAUUGGAUUCAGAAGACAGAAAAGAGGAAAAAUUGUGUUUAUAA